AGGUCAUUGUUACAUUGUUUCACCAAAUGGAGCCAGAGAUUGCAAUUUCAUCGAACAUUUUUAGAAUGUUACAAUAUUCGUAGGCAUAAAUGGCAACAUCGAUGUGCAGCGUUUACACACGCAUAAACUCGUUCUGUGCACAUUCCGUAUUGUCUGUCAUUCAACUUCUACGUCGAUGCUGUUUGAGAAUACGACUUGCAGGAUUAACUGUGCGUCUGUGUGGGUUUUUUGUGGGUCAUGGGGGAAAGAGCAGGACGUAAAUAAAGAGACACGCGUUAAUAAACACGGGUAAAGAUUUACUUUCGCACUCAGUAGCUUCGCUGGAUUCUUGAAUUGCUAGCGAUUUAUUAUCUUGUAAGCAGACAAUUAAGAGGAUAGUAGGAAGGUCUACAGUCAGUAGUAGUAGGUGGUGGGCCCUAAUCGUACAGCAUCUGUUUGGGUCAGCGGAAAAAAAUCCUUAAAUCUAAACCCUAGUAUAGCUACUGGACCACCUGUGGACUGGGUACAGUGUUGUCUCCCCUUAUUUUAGCUCUAAGGUGGUCUGAUUGGAUACACUGCUGCCCGGUGUUGCCAUGGCGAUGCAGGAGCUGGUGGAGGGGGAGUGCGGGGGAGCCAAUCCCCUCAUGAAGUUGACGGGUCACAUGACCCAGGAGGGAGGUGCUUGGAGGCACAGGUCAACGCCAACUAUUCCCCCUACACCCAUUGAAAUUGCAACAGAAGAAGAGUUGGUGAAUGAGUUCAUGCAGCAGGCGCCUCCACGGCCCCCUCACAGCUUUGACAUGGGCCAGUUACUGGAGGAAAUGCAGCAGAUCGAUCAGCAGAGCUACAGACAGGCUCCACAGAGAGCUCCGGGUGUGGCCGCGUUGGCCCUGUCUGGUGAUUGGACGUCUGAGUUUCUGUCGGGAGCGGAUGCCGCCACCGCCUCUUCAGGGCAGGCGGGACUUGGAGACCCGGCUGACGCUGAUUGGACCAGAGAGUUCAUCACCGAUGGCACAGAUCCCGGGCGUUGGGCAGAGGAGUAUCUGGAGCAGUCAGAGGAGAAGCUAUGGCUCGGAGACCUGGGGGAGAGGGAGCAAGAAUGGACGAAAGAGUACCUACCAGGAGACGAACUGAAGCAAACAGCCAAUGAGCUGGUCGCAAAGGUCAAUGACCCCAAGUUACAGAACACUGAGUUCCUGCGGUUCAUUAGGCAGAUUGGCGAGGGCAGUGUCACAGUGGAGGACAGAGCAGGCAAACAGCACACAGAUAGAGCUCAGGCCAAGGAGGCUCAGAACUGGGCCUCCAACCUCAACCAGGUCUCAGUGGAGUCAGCGGAAUCAUGGGUAGAUGAGUUCGCCACAGCAGGUCCAGAUUUCCAGGAAGCUAAAGCUGCUGUGGAGAGCGACGUGGACUUCUGGGAGAAGCUGCAGCAGGAGUGGGAGGAGAUGGCCAAGAGAGACGCAGAAAGUCACCCCUGGCUCUCCGAUUCUGACCAGAUGCUCAGUAGCUCCUAUGACAAGGGGUACCAGUUUGAGGAGGACAACCCGUACCUGUCCCACCAGGACCCCCUUGCUGAAGGGGUGAAGAGGAUGGAGGCAGGGGACAUCCCUGGGGCCGUGCGUCUGUUUGAGAGUGCCGUACAGAGAGAACCAGACAACCAGCUGGCAUGGCAAUAUCUGGGAACCUGUCAGGCAGAGAAUGAACAAGAGUUUGCAGCCAUCAGUGCCCUCCGCAGAUGCAUAGAGUUGAAGAAGGACAACCUGACCGCUCUGAUGGCUCUGGCUGUCAGUUUCACCAACGAAUCGUUGCACAGGCAGGCCUGUGAGACCCUUCGCGAUUGGCUGAGGCACAACCCCGCAUACCGGCCAGUCCUGGAGCAGAGUGAACGGGAGCGAGAGAAGGACAGAGGGACCAGAGAGGGGGAGAGAUUUGGUUCACUGCUGCCCGAAUCUUUGUUUACCGAGGUGCAGUCCCUGUUCCUCAGUGCGGCGAACUCUGAACCCGCCUGCGUCGACCCCCAGCUGCAGUGUGGCCUGGGAGUCCUCUUCAAUCUGAGCGGGGAGUAUGACAAGGCAGUGGACUGUUUCACCGCAGCCCUCUCCGUCACACCACAGGACUAUCUGCUGUGGAAUAAACUGGGCGCCACGCUGGCCAAUGGAAGCCGCUCAGAGGAGGCUGUCGCCGCCUAUAGGAGGGCGCUUGAACUGCAGCCAGGCUUCAUCCGCAGUCGGUACAACCUGGGAAUCAGCUGUGUCAACCUAGGAGCCCACAGAGAGGCCGUGGAGCACUUCCUGGAAGCCCUGUCCCUGCAGCGCCAGGCGUCGGGGGAGGGCGAGAAGGUCGGUGCCAGCCGGGGCCCGGGGAGCACCGCAGCCACCAUGAUGUCCGACAACAUCUGGUCCACCCUGCGCAUGGCCUUAAGCAUGAUGGGAGAGAGCUCGCUAGAUGUGGCGGCCGACCGGCGAGACCUCGACACGCUGCUCUCCUACUUCUGUCAGGCGGGGGGGGAAUGAAGGUGUGGGGAGGGAGAGGGGCAGGAGGAGAGUUGAUAGUGUGUGUGUGCGCACACUUAGGGGAGGGAGGUGUCUGGGAGAGGUAGAGAGAGAAAAGGAAGAGAGAGAGAGGUCCUGUCCACAAACAACCCAUUAACCCUAUAGGCACUUCAUAUAAACUUGAAAUGAUUGGAUAAGUAUAAACAACAUGGAAGUAGCUCCUUUCGUAGCAUUUCUGCCAUCUUAUAACUACCAGGGUUGGGGUCAGUUUACUUCCUGAAUUGAAAUGGAACGGACUCCAACCCUGAUACCUAUCCAAUCCUUUCAGGAAGAGAGGGAUGAUGAACUGUGACAAGGGGAGAGUAGGACGAAAGGGAGGAGAGGUGAGAAGGACAUUUGAUGUGUCUUUCAGUAACCAAGGGAAUGCACAGGGUACACCAGGUGUAUUGAAUACAUACUAUUUCCUCCCCUGAUCACUCUGACAUCACCUGGUUGCCAGUUGCUUCUUACUUUUUUCAUUAUCAUGUUUGGCACAAAGCAGAAACAGACUGGCACCCAGACUAGUUCACAGAUGUCUGGUUUGUUCCCCUCUGUCCUCAGCAACUGGCGUAGGGAUGUUCUUGUUGUGUCCCUCAUAAUCAGAGGCAUCGUCAUGCCUGUUGAAACUGAGGAGCCACUUGACUCCCUUAGUUUCAUUCAGCCCUAUGAUCCAUUGGAUACUAGUGAAAAGUUUGCACCUUAUGUUUUCCAGAGGGAAUAAAACGGACAAGGUAGAGCAAAAUAUCAAGUUGAGAUGAAUGUUCCUGUAAUGUAUAGAGAAGAUAGGAUCAUGUUUAUUUGGAGGACCUUUGUUUUUCGUGUUUUAUUCCCCCUUGAAAAUAAGAAGUUCAAACGUUGUAAAGCUGUCUUACUGGUUCCGAAAUCAAUUGCUGAAGGUUAAAAAAGAGAUCAUUACAGUAAUAUAGAUAUCUGGCUUUGGAGCAGGGGUGCUGAACGCCAGUCCUUGAGGGCCACAGUGUCUUUAGUUCCCCCCCUACCCCCAUAUUUUAUAGAGAUCGGAGAAUGAAUUAUAUACUCCUACUCAGUCCAAUCAAUGACAUAUCAAUCAAUGAAGUACUUGAGAGAAAUGAAAGACUGCUGACAUGAGUUGUACACACCAGAGUCGUAUUCACUAUUAGCAACCCAAUGGAAGCGAACCUACCUGAAUUUGUCCGACAAGAAGCGCUUGUUUUCAUUUUCUGUUGCUACAGUGUGCAAUAAUGAAUGACUCAGCUUUGGACAGAGGAUGACAUCAGUGUGAAGGGGAUGGUAUACUGAAAGAGGUGUCUUUGGACUUCUUCCCUCCCUCAACCCUUAUUUCUUCAAACAAAUGCCCUUGUAAAAUAAUUAGCUUAAUUGUAAAAUAAUGCUUUUUUGCCAUAUUGUCUGUACUAUAAUUAUUGUACUGUUUUCAAAAUAGUUAACCAUACUGUAAUGAUUAUUCAUGUGAUAUUCAGCAAUAAAGCUCUGACUCAUUGA
Oncorhynchus keta (chum salmon) is the source of this 3989-nucleotide messenger RNA. Its product is annotated as peroxisomal targeting signal 1 receptor-like. NCBI's taxonomy places the organism in Eukaryota, Metazoa, Chordata, Actinopteri, Salmoniformes, Salmonidae. The coding region runs from base 573 to 2492 and encodes 639 amino acids. Gene Ontology annotation, biological process: protein import into peroxisome matrix, docking. Gene Ontology annotation, cellular component: peroxisomal membrane; cytosol. The transcript has 17 exons. The record is from RefSeq and is a predicted model, not a curated record. Gene Ontology annotation, molecular function: protein binding.